UAAGCGUGAUCCAUGACCCAUGACCCAUGAUUGAUCCGAUACGAAACAGGGAAGCCACAUGUAUGCGGUGUGCACGCAUGAUCGAUCGCCUCGCCGGCGGUUGCAAGCUUAUAAGUAGUAGAGAAGACAUGUUAAGCUUCUGUGCAGUCGGAACUAAUUCAGUUGCAAGGUCUGGCUAAGCAGGCAGCGUCUUGGUGAGAGACGAUGGAGGAGAAGGCGAUGCUGUUCUUGCUGCUGAGCUUGUGCAUCUCUCUGCUAAAGAUCUCGGUGGCUCAGCAGUGGACAGCGGCCACCGCGACGUUCUAUGGCGGCAGCGACGCGUCCGGCACCAUGGGCGGGUCGUGCGGGUACGGCAACAUGUACAGCGCCGGGUACGGGACGCAGACGACGGCGCUGAGCACGGCGCUCUACGGCGACGGGGCCUCCUGCGGCGCCUGCUACCUCGUCACCUGCGACGCCACGCAGACGCAGUGGUGCAAGCAGGGGACGUCCGUCACCGUCACGGCCACCAACUUCUGCCCGCCCAACUACAGCGACGACGGCGGCUGGUGCAACCCUCCCCGGCAGCACUUCGACAUGUCGCAGCCAGCGUGGGAGACCAUCGCCGUGUACCAGGCCGGCAUCGUCCCCGUAAGGUACACGAGGACGCCGUGCCGGAAGAGCGGCGGCAUACGGUUCGGCAUCAACGGGCACGACUACUUCGACCUCGUGCUCGUCACCAACGUCGGCGGCGCCGGCGCGGUGGCCGCGGUGUGGAUAAAGGGCUCCGGCACGGACUGGCUGACGAUGAGCCGGAACUGGGGGGAGAACUGGCAGAGCGGCGCCUACCUCACAGGGCAGAGCUUGUCGUUCAGGGUGCAGACGGACGACGGCAAGGUCGUGACGGCGUACGACGCGGCGCCGGCGGAUUGGCAGUUCGGCAGCACCUACGAGUCCUCGGUGAACUUCUACUAGAGACUAGGCGCCAUAGCCGAUCGGGUGGCAACUAGCUGGGCCGAUUGGCCUCACUUCAGAUCCAUGAGUUGAAAAAGAGGCCGAGGAGACAACUGUUUGGGCCAUAUUAACAACCCAUAAGUUUGGGGAGAAAAAAAAUCCUUAUGUACAUAUUAUCUCAUUUUCUUUCAUGUUCUUGUAAGAAAACUUUCAUAUCGAUGUUUUACGAAUUUCACGGUGACUGAGUUUGGUACAGUAAAGUUACUUCGUUAG
Phragmites australis (common reed) is the source of this 1206-nucleotide messenger RNA. RefSeq names its product expansin-A9-like. Bases 205 to 954 code for a protein of 249 amino acids. Gene Ontology annotation, cellular component: extracellular region. The record is from RefSeq and is a predicted model, not a curated record. The transcript has 2 exons. Gene Ontology annotation, biological process: plant-type cell wall organization. NCBI's taxonomy places the organism in Eukaryota, Viridiplantae, Streptophyta, Magnoliopsida, Poales, Poaceae.